Molecule: messenger RNA, 501 nt
Organism: Trichobilharzia regenti
Lineage: Eukaryota; Metazoa; Platyhelminthes; Trematoda; Strigeidida; Schistosomatidae
Source: the annotation of a GenBank genome assembly
AUGGGAAACCGGUGCUGUGGUCUUUGCCCCAAUUCACAAGACGAGGAAGAGGAAAAUGUUGAACGACAAAGGUUGAUUCCAAGUCCCCAGCUUUCAUAUGACGGAGGACAACCGCCUUAUGGAAGUUUUGUGUCUCCAGAUUAUGUUACAACUGAACCUCAAUCUGACAUUAAUACUAUGAUGACCGACAUAAUAAAGGUGGUUGAAAAUCAAGUGCUGGACGCUGGUGCGACUGACUACAAUCCUCUGGAUUCACAAGAGCAUAUUGAACGAUCAAGAUACUAUGCAGAAAAUAUUGCGCGACAGCCCUUAGGUCCACCACCUUUGCCAGUUUUCUUACCGAGGACUUUUGGUAAUCCUGCAUCAAUCAUAGACGCACCCUUAAUUGACACCAGUCAGAUAAAUGAAAUGCGGCAGGUAGCAAAGGAAAAUGCAGAAUUGGUACAUGAGAUGGGUAGUCAAGAAAAAGACGAUCUCAUUGCUCACUUUAAUCAAGUCUAG